Messenger RNA from Hordeum vulgare subsp. vulgare (domesticated barley), 1117 nucleotides. RefSeq lists its product as uncharacterized. The transcript has 2 exons. Lineage: Eukaryota; Viridiplantae; Streptophyta; Magnoliopsida; Poales; Poaceae. Gene Ontology annotation, biological process: response to auxin. The record is from RefSeq and is a predicted model, not a curated record. The coding region runs from base 1 to 762 and encodes 253 amino acids.
AUGCCCGACUGCGCUGCCUUUGAUGCUGCCACAACCAGCCUCGGCGGGAGUCCAGCGCGGGACAAGCGGCCACUAGCUGUCGAGACGGCCAUGCGGGAGGCCAGCGCAGCAGCAACCAACGCGGUUGUGGCAUUCGAGGCGGCCGACGGAGUCGAAGGUGACGGCACGGACGCGAGGGCCAUGAGCAGCACCACGAGGGCCUGGAGGGGAGAAGAAUCCUAUAAAAACCACCGCCAGCGCCGCGAACCACACCGCACCACACACACACCUCUGGAGCAAUUGGCUGUAGCUGCCUGCAAUAGAGCAGUGGCCUCUCAGCACCGCCAGCACCAGCAGCAGCAGCGACGGCGAGAGGGCGGCGGCAGUCGGACCGCCGGCGAGGGAGCUGCCAUCAUCAUCAUGCAAGGGGACCAUGCGGAGAAGAAGGGGAAGGUGAAGAAGGGGUGGCUGGCGGUGCGCGUCGGCCAGGCGGAGCAGCAGGGCGACGGGUACCGUCGGUUCGUCAUCCCCAUCGCCUACCUCUACCACCCGCUCUUCCAGCGGCUCCUGGAGGCGGCCCGGGACACGUACGGCUACGACUCGGCCGGCCCGCUCCGGCUGCCCUGCUCCGUCGACGAGUUCCUCCGCCUGCGCGCGCUCGUCGACCGGGAGACGGCGCACUCCCACUCCUCCUCCUCGCACCGCGUGCACGUCCACGCCGGCGGCCACCAGCAGCACGGCUACUCCUUCGCCCCGUGCACCCGCGCCAGGGUCACCUCCUGAUCGACCGGCCGAUCAUCGAGCCCCGGCGGCCCUCCGUGCGUGCGUGCGUGCGCGCGCGCAUGGCGGAUGUGCGCACCGGAGCGCGCGAGAGCGCGGGGAGGAGUCCAUCUGUCCACCGGAGACGACGGAUCAUGUACACUGCACGUAGUACAUAGAGACGCAGAGAGAUACGGAGAUGCAUGAGAGGCGGUAGGUGAUUAGCUAGUCUGGGAUCCAUAUUGCUUACGAUUUCGGCCUUGUUUUUCUUCUGAUUCUUGCACAUGCGUGUGUACUGGAGUAGUAGAUUAAUUAGAAGUCCCGAUGUAUAAUUAUUAACAGUUGAUUGCAUCACAGUCGUCGCAGCCCGGUUUACAUA